Sclerotinia sclerotiorum 1980 UF-70 is the source of this 153-nucleotide messenger RNA. RefSeq lists its product with no specific name. Bases 1 to 153 code for a protein of 50 amino acids. The record is from RefSeq and is a predicted model, not a curated record. Lineage: Eukaryota; Fungi; Ascomycota; Leotiomycetes; Helotiales; Sclerotiniaceae. The transcript has 3 exons.
AUGAGGAUAUUAGGAGGUUUAAAUUGGACUAGACUCAGCUGUCACGCAUCACUCGGGAAAUUCGACAGUGUCCUAGGAGAUCAAUUGCGCGUCUAUAGUAGCCACGUCGUCGCCCUAGAAAACGCCAGUGACAAAUAUACGACCAAACUGUGA